CCGAAAUCGAUUACACGUGGUUUGCUCAGCUCAAAAUGCCUAAAAAGAAGACUGGACAAAGAAAGAAAGCUGAAAAAGCUAAGAUAAGACAAAAAUUACUCCGAAAAAAAGGACUAGAAAUAGAUCUUAUCAACCAUCCUUCGAACAUAUUGAUGGAGUGUGGCCAGUGUGGGAAGCAUCAGAAAAACCGAGCAUUUUGUUAUUUUUGCCAGUCUAUCCAAAGACUCCCAGUGUGUUGUCAUUGUGGUAAACAAAAGUGUUCUGCACGUUCUGGCGAUUGUCUAGUUAAACAUGGUUCUACAAAUGUUACGGGACUCAGUAUGGUGGGAGCGGUUUGCGACUUUUGUGAAGCUUGGAUAUGUCAUGGGGAGAAGUGUUUAUCUGUACAUGCAUGUGAAUGUCCACUGAGAGACGCUGUUUGUGUUGAAUGUGAGCGCGGGUUAUACAGUUUUGGUGGUCGGGUGUUUUCUUGCGCCUAUUGUGACCACAAGCUUUGUGAGGAUGACCAGUUUGAGCACCAGGCAAGCUGUCAACGUUUAGAAAGUGAGAACUUUAAAUGUGCUUCAUGUAACAAAAUGGGAACACAAACGUGUCUCCGUUGUAAAGUUACAUAUUGUGACGAUCACUGCAAGAGAAAAGGUGUGAAGUAUGAACGUGGAAGGCCUAUUCCUUGUCCGAAAUGCGGACAUGAUUUAACUGAUAGUUAUAAUUUGAGCGUAUCAGGUAAGUUGUGAUAAAAUAUAUGGAAAACUAGACUGUUAAGUUCGAUAAAUACAAAUCGAAUAAAAUCCAAAGUAAUCACGAAUGUGUCAAUAGUAGAUUAGGCAAUGUAAAUAUCUUAACUAAAAAAAAAUUGACGAAAGAAAAAUAAAGCAGUUGCUCCGAUAGCCAA
Schistosoma mattheei is the source of this 892-nucleotide messenger RNA. Lineage: Eukaryota; Metazoa; Platyhelminthes; Trematoda; Strigeidida; Schistosomatidae. The record is from the annotation of a GenBank genome assembly.